AUGGCGACAAGAAACGAGCCUAUUGCCAUUGUCGGCAGCGCCUGUCGUUUCGCUGGCGACGCAACCUCCCCAUCCAAGCUCUGGCAACUCAUACGCGAGCCACGCGAUGUUCGACGCAGAAUCCCGGCCUCACGCUUCAGUGCCGAUGGCUUCUACCAUCAAAACCACGCCCAUCAUGGCCACAGUAACGUUGCGCACUCGUAUCUACUGGACCAAGAUGUUAGCGCCUUCGACGCAGAGUUUUUCAGCAUCAACGCAAUGGAAAGUCAAGCCAUGGAUCCACAACAGCGCCUUCUGCUCGAGACGGUCUACGAGUCUCUGGAAAAUGGGGGAAUCAGCAUUGAUGCCUUGCGUGACAGUGACACUGCCGUCUAUGCCGGUGUAAUGGGCGGCGACUACGAAGCAAUGCUCCUCCGCGAUUUGGACCUGGCCCCAACGUAUUUCGCAGUUGGAACGUCGCGGGCUAUCCUGUCGAAUCGUAUUUCGUACUUCUUCAACUGGCAUGGGGCUUCCAUGACGAUUGACACCGCCUGUUCGUCCAGUCUCGUUGCUGUGCAUCAAGCAGUGCAGACGCUGCGUGCAGGAGACUCGAGGGUGGCGAUCGCCUGCGGAGCGAAUCUCAUCCUAGGACCAGAGAGCUACAUCAUCGAGAGCAAGGUGCGAAUGCUGUCUCCGGAUGGCUUGAGUAGGAUGUGGGAUCAGGAUGCAAAUGGAUAUGCCAGAGGAGACGGCGUCGGGGCAUUGGUGCUCAAAACGCUGAGUAGCGCCGUAGAGGACGGAGACAACAUCUUAUGUGUCAUCCGCGAAACGGCCGUGAACCAAGAUGGUGCUACUGGUGGCAUCACUAUGCCCAGUGCCACAGCCCAGCGCUCGCUGAUGCAAAAGACCUACGCCAAGGCAGGCCUCGAUUUGGAAAAUGCAGCAGACCGCCCGCAGUAUUUCGAGGCGCACGGCACUGGCACCCCGGCUGGUGAUCCCAUAGAGGCAGAGGCCAUUAGCAGCACCUUCGGCAACGGCCAGACCAGCUACGACGGCAAGCCACUAUAUGUGGGCUCUCUCAAGACCGUACUGGGCCAUACCGAGGGCACUGCUGGGAUUGCUGCUGUUAUGAAAGCAGCAUUGGCUAUUCAGCACUCGAUCGUUCCUCCCAACUUGCUGUUCGAGAAGCUGAAUCCUAAAAUCGCCCCCUUUUACGAUUCGCUGCAGAUCCCCACUACUGCCUCUGCAUGGCCCACGCUGCCUGCGCACGAACCCCGACGGGCCUCAGUGAACAGCUUCGGCUUCGGCGGCACCAAUGCCCACGCCAUCCUAGAGAGCUACCAAACUGAUACUGUUACAGGAGGGAAACAGUCAGGCGGGCCUCUGACACCCUUCGUCUUCUCAGCUGGCUCGGGGAAAAGCCUAGUGGCCAACCUGAACGCCUUUGCUGAGUACCUGGCUCUUCAUCCCGAUUUGAGCAUGAGUGACCUUGCAUACACCCUUCGCCAACGCAGAUCGAUAUUCAGUCACCGCAUCAGCUUUCCCGCAACCUCGUCACCGGAAAUAUUGCGUGAGCGGAUACUAGGACGAUUGGAAGCUUCCGAAUCUGGUGUCGGCCACCGCAAUCUAUUACGAGCUGGACACACGUCCCGCAUCCUGGGCAUUUUCACUGGUCAGGGUGCCCAAUACGCGGCGAUGGGGUCGGAGCUUCUGCAUGCGUCUCCCCGCGCUCGAGCGAUUAUCGACGAGAUCGAGGCGUACUUGAAGCUGCUCCCGUCAUCAGAUCGGCCAAGUUGGUCGUUGGUGAGCGAGUUGCUCGCACCUGCGUCGCAGUCUCGGAUUGGCGAGGCAGCCAUUUCUCAACCGCUGUGCACGGCGGUGCAGAUCAUGUUGGUCGACCUUCUCCAAGAAGCGAAUGUACGCUUCCACGCCGUGGUCGGCCAUUCAUCUGGAGAAAUUGCUGCUGCAUAUGCUGCAGGCUUCUUGACAGCCAAGGAUGCUAUGUACAUCGCUUACUACCGCGGUCUACACUGUGCCCGCGCUCGCUCCCCAAACGGGGAUAUCGCCGGGGCCAUGUUCGCCGUGGGAACGUCGUGGGAAGAUGCACUGGAGCUCUGCCGUUCGGAGGAUUUUGCCGGUCGCGUGGACAUCGCCGCGGUCAAUUCCUCCUCCAGCCUCACUCUGUCCGGCGACGUGGACGCUAUUGAGGAGAUGCAGCUGAUCUUGGAAGACGAGGGCAAGUUCCACCGUCGCCUCCGAGUAGACCAAGCCUACCAUUCGACGCAUAUGCAGCCGUGCUUGGAGGAGUACGUGGCUUCGCUCAAGGCCGUUCGCGUCACAGGGCAGACCCCCCCUAAGCAGCAGUGUGCUUGGUUUUCUUCGGUACGUAGCGGGGAACGUGUCGAUCAAACCUUUCAACUCGGUGGACAGUACUGGGCGGAGAACAUGGGACGUCCUGUACUUUUCUCCCAGGCGCUCACCGCCGCCCUGUCGAGCGACAUCACAUUUGACGUGGCGUUAGAGGUAGGGAGCCACGCAGCUCUGCAAGCGCCUGCGAUGCAAGUCAUGGAGGAAGUGCUACAGAAGUCAUUGCAGUAUCAAGGGACGUUGGUGCGUGGCAACAACGCCGUUGAAGCCUUCUCUGCUUCUUUGGGAUUUUUGUGGACGCAUCUGGACAAGGCUUCCAUCCAUCUAGCCGCCUGCGAAACAGCCAUGUUGGCAUCUCAGCAGCCGCAGCGGUAUACCGUCCUCCAGGAUCUACCCUCGUAUCGCUGGAACCACGAGGGCUCGUACUGGCAUGAAUCGCGCCGCUCUCGCAAGAUGCGCUUGCGCCAGGCGCCUUUCCAUCCCUUGCUAGGCCAUACCAGUCCAGACAGUGCGCCCCAUCAUCUUCGCUGGAAGAACAUCCUGAAGCCAAGCGAGAUCUCAUGGCUGCCCGGACACCAAGUUCAGACACAAACGGUUUUCCCUGCGGCCGGAUAUGCAUGCACGGCCAUUGAAGCGGCCAGACGGCUUGUCGACGACACCAGCAGCCUUCGACUGAUCGAGCUUGCCGACUUUCAAAUACACCAGGCCGUCGUAUUUGAAAGUGAGGAUGCCCCUGUUGAAGUUUUGAUUGAGCUUUCUCACGUCCAUCGACCGCAAAAAGACGAGAUCGUGGCCAAUUUUCUGUAUUCCGCUGCAAGUGGAGGUCAGAACGCCGACUUUGUGCUGGCUGCCCAGGCGGAGGUAAAGGUAUUUUUAGGUGAUGCCUCGUCCUCUGCGCUCCCCGAGCGCGAACCGACGCCUCCCCACUUGAUCCCCGUAGAGCAGAGUCGCUUGUACGGCUUCAUGGAGUCCAUGGGGUACAACUUUACUGGUCCAUUCCGCUCCCUAGACGGCUUGAGCAGGAAGUUGGGGAAGGCGCAGUGUAUGGCUGUCAGACCGGAUGUGGAUGAUGUCGACUCCUUUUUGAUUCAUCCCGUCACCCUCGACGCAGCUUUCCAAUCUGUCCUGCUCGCGUACAGUUAUCCAGGCGACGACCAACUUCGGAAUUUGCACCUCCCCACCGGCGUCGCCAAGAUCCGAGUCAACCCAUCCAUUUUCGCCCAAUCCUGUCCCUCUGUUCAGACUCACGAUGCGGUCGAUUCGACAUGUGGGCGGCUAGAUCGUGCUACGCCUGGCAAUGGCUUCUCUGGAUCAGUGAACAUAUACACCAACGAGUGUACGAAUGCUGCCGUUCAAGCCGAUCGCGUGCAUUUCAAGCCCCUGGGCGCCUCGGCUGCUCAUGAUCGCAAUGUCUUUUACAAGAUGGACUGGACGCUCGCUGCCCCUGAUGGACAUCAAGCGGCCGAGGGCAUCCCUGUGACUGACCGCGACGUCAAGUUGCUGUGGACUCUCAGCCGCAUUGCUUCCUACUUCCUGCGACAGUUCGACUCAGAUGUACCCGAGGACUCGCCAGCAAGGUCAGAGGCGCCGCUUUGCCACUACUUGCGUUACGCCAGACACAUGACCCAGCUUUUGGGCACUGGCAAGCAUCAGUACGGAAAACAGGAGUGGAUGCAGGACACGAUCGAGGACGUGCUGCGAGACGUCACAUCAAAUGGGUUCGAGGACAAUUCCGAUGUUCAAAUUAUGCUGCUGGUCGGCAACACCAUGCCACGCGUCUUCACGGGCGAGACGACCAUGCUUGAGCACUUCCGCUCAUCGGGUCUGCUAGACCAGUACUACGCUCACGGCUUUGGAACGAUGCAGUCGUCGCGCUGGUUGGCACAAACCGUGAAGCAGAUUACCGAUCGACACCCACACUUAAGCAUCCUCGAGGUGGGUGCAGGCACUGGUGGCGCUACCAAGAAUAUUUUGAAAGCCAUCGACCAGUCGUUCGACCGACUUACCUUUACCGAUGUAUCAUCGUCCUUCUUUGAAAACGCUGCCGAAAUCUUCUCAAGCUGGAGAGAGCGAAUGGUUUUCAAGGUGUUGGACGCAGAGAAGGACCCUCUGACUCAAGGGUUUGAAGAAGGUGGGUACGACGUCGUCGUCGCCUCCCUCGUGGUCCAUGCUACGGCUCAGCUGGACAAGACGAUGCGCAAUCUGCGCCGCCUCCUCAAGCCUGGAGGAUUCCUGGUCAUCGGUGAAGGGAGCAGCGACGGACCUCUACAGUCUGGAGACGGCUUCAUCUUCGGCGCCCUUCCCGGCUGGUGGCUGGGUGUGGACGAAGGCCGCAAUCUGUCCCCGUUUGUUACAGUUCCGCAGUGGGAUGCAUGUCUGAAGCGGACGGGAUUCUCGGGAUUGGACACUAUGGCUCCUGCAAACUUUCUGGAGACGUUUGGUGUUAUCCUCUUCGUCUCCCAGGCAGUCGACGAUCGCGUAGAGUUCAUACGAGAGCCCUUGACCCACACGACUGCCGUGUCGAUGCCCAGACUAGCUAUCAUCGGCGGAGCGAAGGAUCCAGUUGAGCGUCUUUGUACAGAGGUUGAGCGUACUCUCUCUGGUGCCGCCGCGCAGAUUAUUCGCUUUGAGACCUUGGAAGAUGUAGACUUCGGCGUCUGUGACUCGGAUACCACGGUGCUCAGCUUAUCGGACCUGGAUCAGCCAGUCUUCCAGGAUAUCACUGAGGGACGAUGGCUUGCUUUCCGGAAGCUGUUCGAAGUGGAGCGCACAUUAGUGUGGGUCACCAGUGGUCGACUCCAAGACCAACCAUACAGCAAUAUGGUGGUCGGAUUCGGCCGGUCCGCAGUGCAUGAGCUCGAGGAACUACGCCUUCAAUUCAUUGACAUUGCCAAAAUCAACUCGACGCAGGCGCAAGCCAUUGCUGAAAGCCUCGUGCGCUACCAUGCUCAGGGACUUGAAGAGAAGAGCAUUCUCUACACCAGCGAGCCCGAGAUCAUCAUCAAUGCUCGGGGCCAACCUCUGGUGCCUCGAAUGAUUCCAAUAUCCGCCGCGAACAGUCGAUACAACUCCAUCCAGCGCCCAAUAGAGCACAAGAUAGACCUUGCAACGUCGAGGAUUGAGCUACAAAUGGACGCCAAUGACUACAGCGUCAGGCAGGUGUCGAGAUUCGAGGAUUUUGCAGAGAUCGUUGAAGGCUCUAUUGAGCUCGAGACUGUAUGCACCACCAUGUCUGCGCUGAAGACACCUCGAGGUCCCAAGUACCUUGUGCUCGGUGUCGAUGCUGACGGAAAGCGAUAUCUUGCUCUUGUUUCUACUCUGAUGUCCCGGUUCAGGAUCGCUGCGCAAUCGGCGGUUCCUGUCAAGAUCGUCGGGCGCUCCGAGGAGGACUUCCUUGCGCUGAACGCCGUGGAGCUGAUCACCAUGGCCAUUCUCGACCCCCUGACCACGGGGCAAGAAAUUGUCCUCCAUAACCCUCCUGUGGCCAUUGCCAGAUCCAUCAGUGCAGCUGCCUGCGGAAAGCAAGUCACGGCAACGUUCGUAACAGACAAGUUGACGGAGCCAGUUCCAAGUUCGUGGAUCAAAGUGCCGCCUCUCUCAGGACGCUCUGAACUGAGCCAUCUCGUUUCUCAGCGCACAGCCUGCUUUGCUGGGCUCGAAUGGGUCGACUCAGAGAACGAGAGAGGGAUUCUCGCCAGUCUGCCACCGCAUUGUCGCACGGAAACAGCCACGAAUCUUUGGUUCCCUGUUGCAGCCACCGAGGACGGUAGAGAGGCUUCCGAUUCAUUCCAUGGCAUGCUAAGUACAGCCGUUGCAAACGUUCAGAGUCUGGACAAGACUGAUGUGGGGCAUGUGGUAAAUGUCGUAGGCCUUGACGACCUCACGAGCGGAGAGCGACCAAUCGAUCCACAGACUGUCAUCGACUGGACUGCGGCGUCAACUCUUCCAUGCAUCAACGGCCGAUUCGCUCGUUUCGACGUUGAGCCCAUGUUCAAACCAGACAAGACAUACUGGCUCUGCGGCAUGUCGGGAGCGCUGGGUGUCAGCCUGUGCGAUUGGAUGAUCGACCGCGGGUGUAGGUAUCUCGUGCUUACCAGCCGCAAUCCCAAAGUAGAACCGGCAUGGAUCGAGAGUCACAGGCGAAAUGGGGCGAGAGUCGAAAUCAUGUCCUGCGAUGUGACCAAUGAAUCGGCACUGCGCGCCGUUCAUAAGAACAUAGUUGCUGCAUUGCCGCCCAUAGUCGGUGUACUCAACGGCGCCAUGGUCCUUCGAGACGUAUCCGUCCGGAACAUGGAGAUCGGACACGUGCAGGAUGUCAUCCGACCCAAAGUUCUCGGCAGCAUUCACCUUGACCGUAUCUUCGACCAAGUUGACCUUGACUUCUUUGUGCUCAUGUCGUCCAUCAACUGUGUUAUUGGCAAUGUUGGGCAAGCGAACUACGCGGCCGCCAACAUGGGAAUGUGCGGCGUCGCUGGACAGCGUCGAAAACGGGGCUUGAAUGCAACGUGCGUCAACGUAGGCGCAGUCAUCGGCGCCGGCUACAUUACGCAGUCUGAUCGACAGCUGGACUUGACUGUCGCCAAGAUGGCCAUGAUGCAUCUCUCUGAAGAAGACUUUCACCAAAUUUUCGCCGAAGCGCUGGAAGCGGGCUACGUUGACUCUGGCAACGGACCAGAGAUCUCUACGGGAUUGCUCGACAUCACGCCAGAUGCGCAAUACAUUCCGCAGUGGUACUCAAACCCCAAGUUUGCGCGCUUCAUCGUUCAUCAGACAUCGACCGAGGACAGUGGCGCGGAUCAGAGCAAUGCAGCUUCCAUCCAUGACCAACUACAAGCGUGCGGCACCGUCGAGGAUGUAUUCGACGUGAUCAAAUGCAGUUUCGGUAUCAAGCUACGCAAGCUGCUCCAGCAAACGACUGGUGACGACGAGCUCAUGAACAGCGACACCUCGUACCUUGGCUUGGACUCGCUGAUUUCUGUCGACAUCCGAGCCUGGUUUCUCAAGAAUUUCCAGGUCAACAUCCCUGUGCUGAAGAUCAUGAACGACGAUGUGCAAAUGGCCACCCUGGUGGAGCUUGCGGUCGAAGGUAUCCCAUCACAACUGGUGCCCAACAUUGGCCACGGCUCGUCGUCCAGCCAGGACGAGUCGUCGAGCAACCUCUCGAGUGACAGAGUUGACACCACGGACAACACAUCUGCCGCUACUACUCCAGCCGAAAUGCCGUCGUCGCAGGACGAGGCUCCGUCAGGCAAAGUCUAUUGGAAUGCCGAAUGCGAGCCGCCGCGAAAUAUCACUAUCUUGCCUUCAGCGUCUCCACCUCGAACUCAGCCUAGCGUCGUCCUGCUUACCGGCGUCAGCGGUCUUUUGGGCCAUCACCUCUUGCAGACUCUGCUGAACGAACCAUCCAUCACCAAGGUCAUCUGUAUUGCCGUGCGCAGACUCGCAGAGCGCUUGAGAUCAAAUGAAAUUCCCCCUCCUAGUGAUCGCAUUGUGUACUACGAGGGAGAUCUCAGUCACAGCAGCUUCAACCUCUCCGAGACACAGCUAGUGGCCAUCUUCUCCGAGGUCGAUGCGGUCAUCCACAACGGCUCCGACACUUCGCAUCUGAAAUACUACUCCGCCGUCCGCAAAUCGAACGUCGAAUCUACGCGUCUGCUCGCUCGUCACUGCCUGACUCGCAUGAUACCGCUCCACUACGUCUCUUCCGCUGGCGUAGCGCUCUUCGCGGACCUUGACGCCUUCCCAGAAGUAUCUGUGACAUCGAGCGGCCAUCUUCCCUCCGCCGACGGUUCCCAUGGCUAUAUGUGCGGCAAGUGGGUAUCGGAGUACAUGCUUGAAAAGACAAACGCCCUGUACGGCCUCCAAGUAUGGAUCCAUCGCCCUUCGACGAUUAUCCGCGAAGGCGACGACGCCACUACGGAGCGCGCGGAGUUCGACUGGGUGAAUACUCUGAUUUUCUAUUCCCACAAGAUCCGCGCUGUCCCUCGCAUUGUGCAUAUGCGAGGUCGUUUUGAUCUUGUUAAUGUACACAGCGUGUGUACCGACAUUGUGCAAGGACUGCUGAACAAAAGGCCUCAAUCGGCCGGCGGAGUGACGUAUGUGAACAACGUUGGCGAUCUCACCAUUCCUAUGGACCAGCUCGACGAGCUCGGUCUGGAGAAGCAAGAGGGGCGACCGUACGAUGUCGUCUCGAUCAAAGAGUGGAUGGAAAGGGUGAUUGCUGCUGGGAUGCAUCCAGCAGUGGCUACGCUCAUCGAGACCAUUGACCACGCGGGGUCGCCCCCCUAUCCCACGCUCCUGAAGGCUAGGACUUGA
Molecule: messenger RNA, 8661 nt
Organism: Zasmidium cellare ATCC 36951
Lineage: Eukaryota; Fungi; Ascomycota; Dothideomycetes; Mycosphaerellales; Mycosphaerellaceae
Exons: 5
Coding region: 1-8661 (2886 amino acids)
Biological process (GO): secondary metabolite biosynthetic process; fatty acid biosynthetic process
Molecular function (GO): fatty acid synthase activity
Source: RefSeq, a predicted model, not a curated record